CUUCAGUCUCGGUGGCUUUCCUUUCUAUCUCUCUUUGAAGGGUUGUCUUUUACCAUCAAGUGACAAUGGACUUUCCGAUUGGAUGUUAGUCGACGGUUUCAAAGGUCACGUCGAUUCCGAUACGACCCCUCAAUUCAUUGUUGCGAGAGUAUCUGACCACGCGUCUUUCGCGCUUCCAUGGGCCCAUUCGGACGUCAGCCUACCACCCCUGUCGUUAUCAAAGUAGCGCGCACCGAGACGGAAUUGUCUUUCCUCCAGUGGGAAGGGAAGGUUUAUAAUCAGCACCUGAAAGCUUUGCAAGGCACUGUCGUCCCCAAGUGUUAUGGACUAUACGUCACCAAUAACGGUGGAAGGAGGAUGGGUUGUCUCGUGUUGGAACACUGUGCCACUACAAACAUCAGUUGCAAAAUCAUGAUUGCGAUGAGCAAAAUUCACCAAGCUGGGAAUGUCAAGCCUUCGUCCCAUAUCCUGACCACACCUGACGGUAUCCGCAUCGUCGACUUUGCUAGCGCGGCACUUCACGAGUGCCCAAAUGCCACGCCGAGUCUGGUUGACACGAGGGACGCUUUUGCACGUCAAGCGGGACAGUGUAAGGAAUUGGCCGUUUUGGAAUACACAUACGGAUUGGCAGAUGGCAGGCAUAUCGACGGGAUGCUCCAGGCGUCUAAUAGCCUCUCCCCUCCACCGGUUGCGCAUACACAUUCGCACCAGAAAAAAUACGCUGAAUUAAGUCGGUCCCAUAGGCCGACCGGUUUCUAGCUUGCAGGCACAUUUUCUUAUAAUUGUACCGUGUA
Desarmillaria tabescens is the source of this 794-nucleotide messenger RNA. RefSeq lists its product as uncharacterized. NCBI's taxonomy places the organism in Eukaryota, Fungi, Basidiomycota, Agaricomycetes, Agaricales, Physalacriaceae. The transcript is spliced from 2 exons. Bases 178 to 759 code for a protein of 193 amino acids. The record is from RefSeq and is a predicted model, not a curated record.